AUGUCGAAGGAGUCCGAGGAGAGGGAUGUGCUACGACGUCUGACGAACCUCUUGAAAUCGGCCGACGUUCUCGUGUAUCACGGAGAGUGGGUGAAGACGGUCUUGACGAACAGAUGCUUGGCGUGCGACCUGCCAAUAUCUCGAUGGCCGAUAUGCGUCGACACCUCUGAGGACGCCGACGGGUGCCGCGAUCGCGAUUCCAUGUACGAGUACGCGAGCAGAAGAUCUUGCAACGAACUUUCUGCACGAACGUCCGACGACGUGCUGGAUGAGGAGCUGUCUGUUCUCCAGGAUUACGAACGCAAGGUGCGCAGCAGGCGUCUUGUGGAAACUGUCUUGGACGCGUCCAGGUUGACGGGCACCUUUCCCGGAGGAACCAGGAAGCAGAUGCUGUCGUCCAUGCUCUGCAGGGAGGCUGCGAGACUGGGUUUCGUGUUUCCCCGUCGAAGAGAGACGGCGGAAGAACCGGCCGGAGGCGGAGGUCUCGUUCUCGAACCAGUGCCCGGCAUUCACGAUCACGUGGACGUGUACGACUUCAAGUCCUACUAUCCCAGGUUUGUCGUCGACCGGAACGUGGACGAGGCAACCGCUCUCGAAGACGGGUCCUUCGUCGACGCGAGCGUGCUCGAAGGUCUUCUGCCGUCCGUACUCAAGAGGCUGGUACGAGGACGGGACGAACGACCGGAACGGUCGGCCGCGUACAAACGGGUGGCGAACGCGUGCAUCGGAUGCCUGGCCAUCUCCGGAAGAGGUCGACUCUACAACUACGUGACGUCGAUCUGCAGGAGACAGCUGGCCAAGUUGAAGAAUUGCGCCGAACGCAAGGGGGCUCGGGUGGUUUACGGAGACACUGACUCGCUGUUCGUGAAGUUCGGGGCGAACGGCAGACCCGACUUGCAGAUGGAAUUCGAAAAAACCGUCGGCGGAAACGGAUGGCAGAAGUUCGUCCGGAGGGAGACGUACAGACGGCUGCUGCUGACGACGGCAAAGAAGAGAUACGCGUACCUGCGAGAGGACAGUACAGUCGGCACGGUCGGCAUGCUGAACGUGAGGGACGACGCGGAACCUCUAGUUUCCAAGCUGGACCGGAAGUUGGUGGAGAUCGCGCUGACGCACGACGAUCCUGCGUCGGCUUUGGAGGCCUGCGCCGGUGCGUUCGUCGAACUCGCGGACGGUCUGAAGACGACGAAGACGAUUUCGUUAUCGAGCGUUCGCCGACCGUCAAAGAAGGAAACGAACGCUCCCAAGUUCAGGAGAGCGUGUGCCGCGCUCGGUCUUUUCCGGCCGGCGCCGUACUACGUUAGACACGAGGGAGCUUCGCAGCACCCUUUGUUCGCGGCGUGUCGCAACGACUUCGUCGACGCAACAGGUCUGCUGGAUGCCCUACGAAAGAGGUGCCCGUCGAAACCGGAUAACGAAAGCGUCCUCGGCGUCCUCGCCUCCGCCUGCGGUCGUGGCGCCUCCGAUCGAUUGCGGAAGGUUCGACUCGCCGUCGAAGGAGUGCCGACCAGGCUGGCGGUUGCAGCGUCGGAGGAAGGAAAACCGGAUUGCUGUUCCACUAUCGUGACGACGUCCAUCGAAGAGGAACGAGCGACGAGAAGGGACGAGUUGGUCUUCCACAGCAAGGAUCUGGGAGUUUUCUACGGAAACUUCUCGGAAGAAGAAAAACACUUCUCUUCCCUCUACAAACGAACCGACGAAUUUCGGGUGAUUCAGCCACAACGAAUCGUGCCUCUUGGUUAUGAGAGGAACGGCGUUGCCCAUCGACCUCGUCAGUGCGGAAUCCUUGCCGUUGAAAUCGGCGACCGUCCCGGCGUACAGGCUACCCUCCGCGAAGACGGACGUUACCUUUUGGUCGACGGCGAACGGACAAUUGUACAGACCGUCCGUCGCGUUCCUUCUCCUCCAACCACUCUCCAAGUUCGACAUCUCGGCAUGAAUGCACUUCGGUUUCUGAGCGUUGGUUCCGCAGAUCAACACCUGUCUCUUAUACACAUCUAG
Anneissia japonica is the source of this 2001-nucleotide messenger RNA. Its product is annotated as DNA polymerase delta catalytic subunit-like. The transcript has 2 exons. Gene Ontology annotation, molecular function: DNA binding; nucleotide binding; DNA-directed DNA polymerase activity. Gene Ontology annotation, biological process: DNA-templated DNA replication. The coding region runs from base 1 to 2001 and encodes 666 amino acids. NCBI's taxonomy places the organism in Eukaryota, Metazoa, Echinodermata, Crinoidea, Comatulida, Comatulidae. The record is from RefSeq and is a predicted model, not a curated record.